This is a messenger RNA of Scleropages formosus (Asian bonytongue), 4035 nucleotides long. It is a transcript of the gene plekhf2, whose product is annotated as pleckstrin homology domain containing, family F (with FYVE domain) member 2. The coding region runs from base 470 to 1222 and encodes 250 amino acids. The record is from RefSeq and is a predicted model, not a curated record. Gene Ontology annotation, molecular function: phosphatidylinositol binding; metal ion binding. Gene Ontology annotation, biological process: endosome organization; endosome to lysosome transport. The transcript has 2 exons. NCBI's taxonomy places the organism in Eukaryota, Metazoa, Chordata, Actinopteri, Osteoglossiformes, Osteoglossidae. Gene Ontology annotation, cellular component: early endosome.
CUCCCGUUUUUGCUGCGCGUGGGCGGGCGCAACGCCUGGAAAGCGACUUCCCGGGACGAAGCAGCGCGCGGCCAUUGGGUGGAAGCACGAGGGAGACGCACUUCUUCGGAACUCGGAAAAACAACGCGCGCUGUCACCUCUCACGCGCUCAUCCCUGUUCCUGUUUGUUCCUGUUAAUCCGGAACGUUCCGGGACACCCCCCAAAUUGUGCGCGCGCACACCCCACCCCUCCUCCUCCCUCCCCGCGCCUGACGCAGCGAACGCGAACGGAGCCAUAUUGUCAGCAGUGCGCGGGGCGUGCAGGCGCGAGCUAUAGGCUUGCGCGAGGCAGUCGCGAGGGUGGGGGCGACGGGCCGUUGAGUCGGGAGUUUCGUUGGAAGGAGUGAAAGUUUUUUAUUUUUUUUUAUUUUUAUCCAAAAGUUAAGUGGAAGUAGCCGGCUGAGGUGAGAAAAGGCCAGGUGACGGCAGGAUGGUGGACCGCCUGGCGAACAGCGAGGCCAACUCAAAGCGCAUUGCAGUGGUGGAAGGCUGCUUUGGAGCGGCAGGUCAGCCACUGGCCAUCCCUGGCCGGGUGCUCAUCGGAGAGGGUGUCCUCACGAAACUAUGCCGCAAGAAGCCCAAGGCCCGCCAGUUCUUCCUGUUCAACGAUAUCUUGGUGUAUGGCAACAUUGUCAUCCAGAAGAAGAAAUACAACAAGCAGCACAUCAUUCCGCUGGAGAGCGUGACCAUCGACACCGUAGAGGACGAGGGGGAGCUGCGGAAUGGCUGGCUCAUUAAGACGCCUACCAAGUCCUUCGCUGUGUACGCCGCAACUGCCACAGAGAAGUCAGAGUGGAUGAAUCACAUCAACAAAUGUGUGUCGGACCUGCUGCUGAAGAGUGGCAAGUCACCCAGCAAUGAACACGCCGCUGUCUGGGUGCCCGACUCGGAAGCGUCGGUUUGCAUGCGCUGCCAGAAAGUGAAAUUCACACCGGUCAGUCGGCGGCACCACUGCCGCAAAUGCGGCUUCGUGGUGUGUGGGCCGUGCUCGGAGAAGAAGUUCCUGCUGCCCAGUCAGUCCUCGAAGCCGGUGCGGGUGUGCGAGUUCUGCUAUGAGCAGUUGUCGGCGGGCCAGAUGAGCGGUGGCCUGCCGCCCCGCUCAGACUCCUACAGCCGCUCCUCUUCCAGGUUUCCUGGCAGCAACGUGUCUGAAGACGAGGAAGAGGAGGACAGCAGUGACUGAGGGGAUGUUUUCUGGGACAUCAGUGUAGAUUUUUUUUUUUUUUUUUUUUAAAAAAAAAAAAACCAUCCAGACUUUCCCUUAGAGAGUAGGGCUUGAAAUUAGCAGAGGACUCCAGUUGUGUGAAUGGGUGAUUUUGUUUGUUGUUCCCCCCAAAUCUGUGGUUUUUGGAUGAAAUUGUUAGGUUUCUUGAACGCAAGGUGAUGUCACACAGUGACAAAGAUGGCUGGAUGCUGAGCGCUGAAAAACGAGGUGUGAACCACCCUCUUUUGCUCUGAUUUCUGUCUGCACAAUCUCUCACCACCCUUUUAAGUGUAAGGGACCCUGCAGCAGGAGAUGAGCUCAAGUUCACUGUGCAUUUCUUUGCUAAUUUCAAGCUCCAAGUUCAGCUGCUUUUCUAAAGAAUUUGUUUGUUGAACUCUACUUUUCUCAGCCAUAUGUAUUUCUUUGACCAGUUUACCUUAAGUAACGCAUGUGCCUGCCUCAAUGCUGGUAACUCUACAGGGACGUGAAUGCUAGCACUGUUUCCGCAGUGUGUGUCUUUCUACUGUAGAGCUUUCAGGUGAAUUCACGGUGCAUUUUGUCUGGACUUUUACCUGUGUAAUCUUCUAUUUUUCAACCUUUAUACGGUUUUGACAUGUUUAGUACAAGAUGAUCCACUCAGUAAGAAACAAAUCUAGUGAAUAUGCAAUGUUCAGCAGGUAAAUCCUUUUUCUUGUAUGUUAUAUGCACAUCUGUUCUCAGCAGUUAAUGCUUAUGACAAAUCAGUUGGAGACUUGUUAAAACCCUGUGAAAUUCCGAUAGUCAAUCACCCAAAGCAGAAAUCUUCGAAAAAGGUCUUAACCACCAUCGUGCCUUCUUAGGAUAAAAACAGCUUGUCUGAAAGAUGGUAUGUAGUUUUUAGUGAAAAAAUUAGGGAGCGGGGAUUUAAAAAGAUCAAGUUUACCACAUUACAACAGCAUUGGACAUUCUGUAUGGCGUUAGGUUUGGAUUAACUUUUAGUGUAGCACCUUUAAGGUGUUAACAAACAUCUCUGAUCUUGUGUAUGUAUGUGGGGGGGUCGUGAUAACCAGUAGACAGCUUAAUUUUGCAAAAAAAAAAAAAAAGCAUUUACACACAGAGAAAGUGUAGCUCAGGGAAGAGUCCUUUGUUCCUGUCUGAGGUCAGCAGCUUUUUAGAGCUCUCUCCUGUGGCUGUAGUAGCCGAGCAGAUGAGCUGGGUGAUGGCGCAGUGAGGAAUGUCCUAAUAAAAAUUUCUUGCACACCGCUCUUCGCAGCGUGACCAAAAGUGAAAGGAGAAGAGCCGAGCAGUUGUGAAACCGUGGAGGAGGCGGAGGAACAUGUGGUCAGUAGAAGCUACGGUCUGUCAUGAACAGGGACGGUUUGAUGUGAACAGACAGCGAAGCUCAGAGGACCACUGGGUGCUCUGCUUUGAAGACCCGGCCUCGCCCCAGAUUCCAAGCCCCGACAUGCGUUGCUCUGCUGAGUAAGACAACACUGACAUACAGCAGAGGUUCCCCUUAUUGGAAGUCAUGCUCCCUUGAAUCUUGUAACAAGACGAUGGCCCUGCGGUGACACAAAAUGGGGAAGUACUAGUAGUCGACUUUAGAAUCGUGUCUGAAAUGCACUAAGUCCUUCUGGUUUGACGCUGAGUCAAAUAGAUUUGAAAAUUUGCUGAUUCAUGCAUCAGUCUGACGUGACAUUGUUGAACAACAAUUCAAACUCAUCAGUGUCAGUUGAGCUUUUAUAGGCUGAUUUUUGCAGAUGGAGUCCACAUACAGAUUGUUUUUGUGGUGUUCAAAUUGAACUGACAUGGAACGGGACUUCCGUCUCUUAUCCUUCAAGUGCUGUUCUCACACAACAGAUAACGGUGUGAUCAGCACGCAACUGAGAAUUUUUAGUUCUUUGUAUUGGCCGUCACAUGUAGGAUUCUACUUGACUACUACUGCGCAAUCUGAAUUUAAUCAUACAGGUUUUAACAGCAAUACUCUAAACAUCUAGGUGAUCUUCAGCUCAUCAUUGUGCUUAGUUUGUGGUGCAGACAAAUAGCAAUAUGUUCUGUAAUAUAGCAAUAGGCAGUGGGGUUGUGUACGUUUCCACUCCCCUCCCUUUAGUGCUCUGGUGGCUGGAAUUCUGUGUUUUUUCUGUUGUUUGAAGCUGUUUCUUGCCAUUUUCAAUCCUGCCGAUUUUGUAGUGGUAUUUUUGUAGGGAGGAGAUUUACUGUCCUGGCUGUGUCUUGGUUCCUGUCCCGUUUGUUCGACGGAUUUACUAACAGCACUUUACACCCCAACCCAUUUGCUCCUGAGGUUAGGAAGCUGCACAGGGACUCAGCAGCACUCCACCCUCAAAGAAAGGAGAGCCAAGUGAAGAGCAGGACCUGUGAUCUUCACGGUGUCUGAGGGUGGAGAGUCUGGCUUUUAGCUGCCUGGCGGAGUGGUCCAAGGUCCUGCUGGAUGGGGGCGGGUCCAUGUGGCUCGGAUCUUAAGCAGGUCAAGUCGGUACGGACUGUUCUGACAGCGAACAACACGGUGUUGUAGCUUUGGGGACAAUAUCAAUUUAAAGGAAAUUAAAGAACUUAUUCUCCCCAGUUCCCUUUUGAAGUUUGUUCAACAUUCAACACUUAAGUAAAUUGGGAUGUUUUUCAUGGAUUUUUUUUUUUUUCCUUUUUUGCUUUAGUCUUUCCUUUGAGUUGCCUGUCAUUUGUCAUUUAUUGCUUGAUUAAAACACAAUGAGAAAGGGCUUUAACCUGAAUGUAACCCAGCAUAUUAUUCUUAGCUACUAAUUUUCUGAGAAAAUAUAUUUGUUGCUCAAGUUCUA